CCACAUCCACAUUACAACCUGUCUACCAUUAGGCAGUACCGUCAAAGACACAGCAGAGAGCCAGCCAAAGGGGAGGAGGGCUCCUACAGGUUCCUCUGCCCACGACAUAUCAGCACUUGGCACAGAGGAGGCUCCAUACCACGCUCACAAAUCCACAAUCUCAGCCUUUAAUCCCCAGUUACAGCAGACAGAAAAGGGGAGGGCAGUUACCUAAGGCUCUCAGCACCCUCAUGUACCUUCUUGGAUCAUGGAGCUGCACUGUCUUCCUACCGAGACCCCCACCACAGUGAGCUCCUGCUCCACGGACCCCCUGUACGACAACUGCCCACCUUUUGCCCAGCGAGAGAGGGCCAAGGAAAUGGAAAGUAUGGCUGUGUGCCCUGCCGUAACCAGACUCCCAGGCUCCUGCAGCCCUCUGUCUGGUCUGGCCCCAGCUGUAGCUGAGGUUCAGGCAGUGGUCGGCGGGGGAAGAGGGCCUGGCGCCUGGCCAGGUCACAGCUACUGCAGCUGUAGACAAGGCCUGGGAAGACUGGCCUGGGAAGCAGAGCUGGGCCCAGGCAUAAACAGGGCAAGAGCAGGACAGAGAGGAGGAGAACAGGGAUGUGGCUGGGGAGCAGAGGACAGAACUCAACUGUACCAGAAUCCUAGCCGAUCAGAGAGUGAGGAGCACCGGAGCACUCUGUCUCUGUACGAUAACCUCCCUGACGCUGUAACAACAGACAGCCUCCAGGAAGUCUCUGACAUGGAAACAAGCCUACAGGAACACUUGCAGGAGCAGAUGUACCAAGCAUGGGCCCCUGAGAAGAUCCAGGGACUGAUGGAAGGUGACGAUGUGAGUGAGGAGAGGAGCCCCUGGUCCUCUUGUGAGAUCGUCCUCGCUAAAAGUUGUUCUAGUAACCAGGACCAAGACAAGGAGCAGGAGCCAGAGCUGGACUCGGGUUCCUGUGGAUUUUUGCAGGAGGACCCGAUGCUGCACCCCCAGACCCCGAUGUCACCUUCAGAACAUCUUACAGCAAAUUCCCCUCAGCUGUGCCACAGUAAACCUGCUCUGGGUGCUGAAGCCCCAAAGCAGCCAUCAUGGUCUCCCAGGGUACCCCCUCCAGUACCCCUGGCUGACCCCUCAGCCAGCGCUCUUCGAAGCCUGCUCACGAGCCUCCAGCAGCAGAUAGUCAGACAGAGGGAGGAAUACGAGGCUCGGAUAAUCAGCCUAGAGCAGAGAAAUGAGGAGCUGCAGGUGGAAGUCGUUUGCUUGAAAACAAACCUCACAAAGCAGCGGCACUGGUACCAGGCUGUCCAGAUUAAGAUUGCGGAGUCUGAAAAGGCCUGCGCUGCUGCAGAACUGCGCAAUGCCACACUGCAGAGGGAGAUGGAGCAGUUCUUUGACACCUUUGGAGAGCUCAACAAUGAGGCAAAGAAGACAGAAUACAUCGUCAAGAGCUUCUGAGAAAACAUUACGGUGUUUGAUGGCAUGAAAAGUGUGUGCAAAGGGUAGGAAAUAAAGGCACAAGAUGGGCUGGUCUUUAAACUUUGGCUAAGAUCUUUUUAUAGUAAUGUGUCACUAUGUAGAACAUUUCCUACCCGAAUUGGGAUGGUUUAAGCGAUGUACAGUUAUUUCCCCAUGGACAAUCUGAGAAUUACAAAAAACAUCAAUGAAAGAAAAAAAAUCACUGAUGUCCACUUUAUUAGUUGAGUAUGGGCAAAAGAUGCUGGCCAGGUGAUAAUAUGGUGGUCACUGCAAUCACAUACGACAUCUCUGGAAGUAAAAGCAGGAACAAACUGUGAGAUGUACAGUGUAUACAAUGGCGUCCUUUUUUGCUAAGAUUUUAGAGACAGAGUUGGCCACAUUUUGGGUAAUUUAAGGCAUGAAUGAAAGAAUAAGGUCAUGGUUGUGUACAACGUGGUGCAUAAGUCCUCAGUGACUUCGUAGUGUCAUAUUUCUGGAUGUCCAUCACACUGUGCAAUCAGUUAUGCAAAAAGCAGCACCGCAGUCCAUUUCCAACAUUCAUCUUCAAAGUUUCAAGGUCCAGAUUCUGACUCAGGACUCCAGAGUCUCCAAAGUCUCAUUCACAUCGUAAACCACGUCUGCUUUUUGUUGCUAGGCAAACUUUCUCCGAAGACUUUUCCUUUACAGUCAGGUUGACUGAUGUCUUUCAGGAUGAUUCAAAGGAGAUAAUAAGGAAGUAUGCUGCACAGUACAGUUUGGUAACACAUACACACAUAUAGGCUUACAAGGCAAAAAAUACAACAUUUCUCAAACACGCUUUCAGAACCAAGAACAUCAAGGUACUGCAAGUAAAAGAACAGACCUGAACAGAUUUCUCUUUAUAACAAGAACUACUGUAUCUUGUAGGUGCAACGCCUUCAUGCAUGGUAAACACCGUUUUUGUGUUUUACUGCCUUUACAUGUGUUCUACAUGUCUGAUUUCAUGAUUAAUUUCAUAUCUUUUCCAGCCCUAAUGGAAUGGUUUAGAAAAGGGGCAGCCCAUACUUUUACUUGUCAAUGAAAUGUUUUGACAAGAUGCUUUGUUUUCAUGGGCUUCACUGUGGUUGUGUGCAACAUUUUGCAAGAACACAAAAAUAAAUACUACAUGGAUCUUUUUGCCUCUUCCAGA
Amphiprion ocellaris (clown anemonefish) is the source of this 2612-nucleotide messenger RNA. RefSeq lists its product as uncharacterized. Bases 248 to 1444 code for a protein of 398 amino acids. NCBI's taxonomy places the organism in Eukaryota, Metazoa, Chordata, Actinopteri, Pomacentridae. The transcript has 2 exons. The record is from RefSeq and is a predicted model, not a curated record.